Humulus lupulus (European hop) is the source of this 1136-nucleotide messenger RNA. RefSeq names its product cyclic phosphodiesterase-like. Gene Ontology annotation, biological process: cyclic nucleotide metabolic process. The transcript has 3 exons. Gene Ontology annotation, molecular function: 2',3'-cyclic-nucleotide 3'-phosphodiesterase activity. The coding region runs from base 236 to 889 and encodes 217 amino acids. NCBI's taxonomy places the organism in Eukaryota, Viridiplantae, Streptophyta, Magnoliopsida, Rosales, Cannabaceae. The record is from RefSeq and is a predicted model, not a curated record.
CGUGGUGUGUGCCAGCCAUUACCGAAGCUUCUCCCUUCGACUCUGGAGAAUCGCUUAAACCAUCUUCAACCUUUCCCUUCUUCUUCGUCUUCAUCAUCUUCUUCUCCACAUCCCAAUCAUUGUUAUUAUUAUAUUUAUAAACCAAAACCCAAUCAUUAAAUAUUAGCUUUGAAGCCAAUCACAAGGAUGGGUUCUUUUCGGACUCAGCUCAAUUUCCCAUCUCCGAUUCGCAUGAAUGUUUCACAAUCUCUACGUCAUUAGAUUCUUUGGCCUUUUUGGACUACUGGGUUUCUCUCUUUUCCUCUUAUCUAUUUUCAUGGCGACCCCAGAACCGAUCCCAGAAGAGCUAGUGCAGAGGGAGGUGUAUUCGGUGUGGGCAAUUCCACCGGAUGCGGUGGUGACCAGGGUGAAGAAGCUUAUGGAGGGUCUUCGAGCUGAGUUCGGUGGACCCCAGUUCGAACCCCACAUCACCGUCGUUGGGGCCAUAAGUUUGACUCCUGAGGAUGCUAUCAACAAGUUCAGAACAGCUUGUGAGGGUCUCAAAGCUUAUAAUGCUACCGUUGACCGUGUGGCUACAGGGACUUUCUUUUACCAGUGUGUUUACCUUCUCCUUAACCCAACCACUGAGGUAGUGGAAGCUUGUUCACAUUGCACUGGUCAUUUUGGUUACAAGAGCUCAACACCAUACAUGCCGCAUUUGAGCAUCCUCUACGCCGAUUUGACAGAGGAGGAGAAGAAAAAGGCUCAAGAGAAAGCUAACAUUCUUGAUGACAGCCUAAGCGGCCUGAGCUUCCCUGUAACUCGCCUCGCAUUGUACAAAACAGACACAGAAGACAAAACUCUCAAGUCUUGGGAAAAGAUUGCCGAGUGCAACCUCGAACACAAGUAGUUCUUCUCAUAAUACCUUUUCUUUAUUGCCAUGGCUUGCAAGUUGUAAUAACUGUAAACUUAAACCAACCAUAUCUGAUCUUUCUGUUGAGUUAGGUACAAAUUACACUUCAUGAUAGACUCUCUUGAUGCUGGUUUUUGGCAUGGUGUUUGAUGUUUUGAGAUGUUUCAUGAAGUUGUAAUUUAUGCAUAGUUGUAAUAAUGUCAAUCUUUUGAAGGGUCAAUCAGAUUAAGACGAUUCCAGUUAA